Molecule: messenger RNA, 1126 nt
Organism: Mytilus californianus (California mussel)
Lineage: Eukaryota; Metazoa; Mollusca; Bivalvia; Mytilida; Mytilidae
Product: H2.0-like homeobox protein
Exons: 4
Coding region: 2-847 (281 amino acids)
Biological process (GO): regulation of DNA-templated transcription
Molecular function (GO): DNA-binding transcription factor activity, RNA polymerase II-specific; sequence-specific DNA binding
Source: RefSeq, a predicted model, not a curated record
GAUGAUUUGGAUACAAGUUCGUCACAAAUUGAAGUCAAGUUUAUUAAAGAAUUCAAAAAUGUAUCAAGACGGGUGUUAUGGAUGUAACCAAUCUCUGCUAUGGCCCGGAUAUAGAACGUAUCCACGGAAACCGACCUCAUUCCAUAUUAUGGAUAUUUUACAUAUUAGACAGGAACAACAAAUUCCGUCAGCUUUAGGACCUUUACAGGAUUUUUGUAGGACUAAAAGUGUGGAAAACAUGGUUUCUCCAAUAAAUCAAGAACGAGUACCAACUAUAGGGACACCUAAAGAUCUUAAGUUUGGAAUUAAUCGAAUUCUUUCCGAGGACUUUGGAAACAAAUCACCGGUAGUCAAUGAAAACAGAAACAAGUUCUCGUUAACACGGACGUGUGAUUGUGGUUCUCCAUCGUGCAGUGUUCUUAUGUUCUCACAGAUGUCAUCACACCCUUUCAAUUCUCCACACUAUACACUUUAUCAUUCAGAGACAGAAACUCUUCCAGGCCCAUAUUCUAUUUUAAAUGAUGAGACUUGCACAAAUGGUCAGUCAAAACGAAAAAGAUCAUGGUCCAGAGCCGUUUUCUCAAACUUACAGAGGAAAGGUUUAGAAAAGAGAUUUGAAGUACAAAAAUACGUCACAAAACCUGAUAGAAGACAACUAGCAGCUAUGUUAGGACUUACAGAUGCACAGGUAAAAGUUUGGUUUCAAAACAGAAGAAUGAAAUGGAGGCACAUGCAACAAAUGAAAGAGAAAGAACUUAGUGAUCAAAAGAGAGACAAUACCGACAAACAUUGUAGUUCAAAAGAGAAACAUGGUGACAUGGAGUCAGACAGCGAGCAAUCAACCUAACGUGAAAAACACUGAGAGAGAAUCUCAUUCGCUGAAGUGUAUUAUCGAAGUUAUCCAUGGAAAAGUCAACAUCCGUUGCACAAUUUAUACAAUCAAGCGCUUCCGAGCUGCUACUGAAUUGAGGAAGUGUUGGAAUGUGUUUGAUAUUUAUAUAACGUGAUAUACAAAUUCAUAUCAAUGGAUAUUAUCAGAAGGUUCAAAGCUUUUAAUUAACAAUAGCUGUAGCCUAUAGAUUUUAAAACUGUUUUGUACAUAAAUAUUAAAUGUUACCUAAAUAUC